UUUUUCGUGGCGCCUCGGAGGCUGUCGGCCACUUCAGAAUGAAGCUGAACAUCUCUUUCCCGGCCACUGGCUGCCAGAAGCUCAUUGAAGUGGACGAUGAACGAAAACUUCGUACCUUCUACGAGAAGCGUAUGGCCACAGAAGUUGCUGCUGACGCUCUGGGUGAAGAAUGGAAGGGUUAUGUGGUCCGAAUCAGUGGCGGGAACGAUAAGCAGGGUUUCCCCAUGAAGCAGGGUGUCUUGACCCAUGGCCGAGUUCGCCUGCUACUGAGUAAGGGGCAUUCCUGUUACAGACCAAGGAGGACUGGAGAGAGAAAGCGCAAAUCUGUAGGGGGUUGCAUUGUGGAUGCCAAUCUGAGUGUUCUCAACUUGGUCAUCGUGAAAAAAGGGGAGAAGGAUAUUCCUGGACUCACUGAUACUACAGUGCCUCGUCGCCUGGGUCCCAAAAGAGCUAGCAGAAUCCGUAAACUUUUCAAUCUCUCUAAAGAAGAUGACGUCCGCCAGUAUGUUGUGCGAAAGCCCCUAAACAAAGAAGGUAAGAAACCUAGGACUAAAGCACCCAAGAUUCAGCGUCUCGUGACUCCACGAGUUCUGCAACACAAACGCCGGCGUAUUGCUCUGAAGAAACAGCGUACUAAGAAAAACAAAGAAGAGGCUGCAGAAUAUGCUAAACUUUUGGCCAAGAGAAUGAAGGAGGCCAAAGAAAAACGGCAGGAACAGAUUGCCAAGAGACGGAGGCUGUCCUCUCUGAGAGCUUCUACUUCUAAGUCUGAGUCCAGUCAAAAAUGAGAUGUUCUAAGAGGAACAAAUAAAUAA
Messenger RNA from Dama dama (fallow deer), 815 nucleotides. Its product is annotated as small ribosomal subunit protein eS6-like. Gene Ontology annotation, biological process: translation. Gene Ontology annotation, molecular function: structural constituent of ribosome. The transcript has a single exon. Gene Ontology annotation, cellular component: ribosome. NCBI's taxonomy places the organism in Eukaryota, Metazoa, Chordata, Mammalia, Artiodactyla, Cervidae. Bases 39 to 788 code for a protein of 249 amino acids. The record is from RefSeq and is a predicted model, not a curated record.